Molecule: messenger RNA, 4337 nt
Organism: Paramecium octaurelia
Lineage: Eukaryota; Ciliophora; Oligohymenophorea; Peniculida; Parameciidae
Source: the annotation of a GenBank genome assembly
AUGAAUAUUUUUAACAACCUAUUUUUAUUGCAUCUGAUAACAAGAUGCUAGUUUGAAACCCUUUAAUAUCAAAAUUUUUUUCCAAGCAUGAAUUUUGGUAAUGAGUGUAGGAUAUAUUUAUUUAGAUUGGUAUUAAAACUCCUAUUAUUGUUAAUCAACAACUUGUGGUUUAAGUAAAAUUUUUGGAGGUUAUAGCUGCUUUAAUUAUACCAUUAUCAUAGUAAAGACUUUUGAGCUCCAACCACAUUAUAAAUUAAGAAUAAAAUUUGUUUUUUGGAGGUUAAUAUUCAGAUAUAUUAAUAGAAUUGACUUGUGGGACAAUGACCCUUUUAGUGUUUAUAUAGAUAAUAUUUAAACGCAUAGUGCAAUAUAUAAUAACACUACAAGUGCAAGCAAUAUUUGCGGACAAUCUUAUUAUGAUGAGACUUUUUAACUGGAUUUGACUGCUAAUCAUUCAAGCCCAACAGCUUAGAUAUUAAUAACAGGAUAUAAAUAUUGGGGAAUUUCCUAAUUUCAAUUAUUCAUAGAAAAAUGUCCAGAUGGUUGUGAUUCUUGUGAUGAGAAUGGGUGUUAUAAUUAAAUAUUAUAUAUUUAAUCUUUUAUUGCUAAAACCGUCAAUUAUGCUGACUUUAAUGAAGGAUGGUUGUAGGAAAAUGGACAAAUGUAAAAUAGUAUAGUUAAUAUAGAAGGUAUUUUACAAUUUAUUUUAGAUUAUUAAAUUUAUUAAUUAAUGUCUUUGAAUUCUACUAAAACAAUAUAACUACCAGCUCAUGAUGCUGUUAGCAUAUCAAUGAAAUUAAUCAGCUUCAACUAACAUCACUAAUUUGAUAUCCUAAUUGAUGACCAGUUAGUAGUUGUUUCAGAAGUUCUUCAGUUUGUAUCAAUUUAUGGUAGCUAUAAUAUUCAUAAACAAUUACUCGCAAGUCAAAUUAAUAUCCAUUAAUUCCCACAUAAGCAUAAUUCAAUUAAUUUAAGAAUAACCAUGAAAUCAUAGAGAAUUUAUACGGCAUUUUACAGUUAAGGGGCUGGAAUUAGAGAUUUUUAAUUAUUUUUUAGACCAAUUUUAAUUGAAGAUUCUUGCUUUGAUAAUAAUGUCUAUCCUUUUGAUGGAUGCUUUGCUGAGAUUUAUGAUUGUAUUGAAGGUUGUGCAAACUGUGUAAAAGGUGUUUGUUUGGAAUGCUCACAAGGAUGGGAAUUUUAUGAAUAAAAUAAGAAUUGUUUACCGAUAUGUGGUGAUUCUAUUAUUACCUACUUUGAAGAAUGCGAUGAUGGUAACACAUAUCCAUAUGACGGAUGCCAUUAAUGUAAAUACUCUUGUUAAGAGGAUUGCUUAAUCUGUGAAUUUGGGUAUUGUCUUAAUUGGAAAACAUCUUACAAAGACCUUGAGAAUAUUUCUUAUAGUAAAAAUUUGAAAUUAAGACUACCAAUUACACAAAAAGAUCUAAGUCAUAUUUAGUGUUAAUAUUUGUAUGAUUCAUUAGAAUGCCAUGAAUAUGUAAAUGAGUUUGCAUGGUUAUUUUUAAGUUGCAAUUCUUAGUAUAAGAUGAAUGAAAAGAAAAAAACAAUUAGCCAAAAGAAAUGCGGAGAUUUAAUUAUUACAUGCGAUGAAGAGUGUGAUGAUGGUAAUAGAGUAGAACAUGAUGGUUGUCAUAACUGUAAAUAUUCGUGUCCAUUGAAUUGUCAUCAAUGUCAAUUUGGAAAAUGUAAAUAAUGUUUACCAAAAUACGAACUAAUAUUUGGGUAAUGCAAAUAUAUUUGUGAUGGUUCUGAGAGUUAAGAAGAAUAAGAAAAUAGAAGAUGUUAUAAUAGAAUAAAUAAUUUGAUUGAGAAUGGACAUUACUAACAUAAUCUCUUUAAUAUCCAAAAUUCAAAAUAUAAAAUAAUAAUUCCUCUAACUUGCAGCCUUUCAGAUUUUGGAAUUUUAGGAUAUUUUUAUAAUUAAUGUAAAAUAGCAGCGAUAAAAAAUUGUAAAGAAAGUAUCUAUGAUAAAUGUCUAUAAUGUGAUGAUAAUUAUGUAUUGGAAUAUAAUAGAUUGGCAUGUACUCCAAUUUGUAAUGAUGGGUUUGUAAUAGAAAAUGAAGUAUGUGAUGACUAGAACAACAUUUAAUUUGAUGGAUGUUACAAAUGCCAACAAAGUUGCUUAUUGGAAUGCUUAAAUUGUGUUGAAAAUAAAUGCUAUUAGUGUCUUGAUGGUUGGCAGCUAAUAGAUUAUGGUUGUUAUCAAUAUUGUGGAGAUGGUUAAGUAGCCUAAUCUUCUAUGGAACAAUGCGAUGAUGGAAAUUAUGAUAAUGGAGAUGGAUGUUAUUAAUGUAAAUUCGAGUGUGUUCCAUAUUGCAAAUCCUGUGCUGAUAGACAUACUUGUUUGGUUUGUGAAAAAUACUUUGAAUUGUCUAACGAUUCCUGUAGACCAAUAUGCGGAGACGAUAAUAUUGUUGAUGGAUUGGAAGAAUGUGAAGAUGGAAAUGAUAUUCCUUAUGAUGGUUGUUUUAACUGUCUGUUUUAGUGUGAGAAAGCAUGUUAAAUUUGUCGUUAAGGAUCAUGCAUAGAGUGCAUAGACGGGUAUAUAAUUGCAAAGGAUUACUGUGAGGUUUAUAAUUACACAUUCAUUAUCGAUGAAGAUGAGGAUGAAGUUGUCUAAAAUUAAUGUGCUGAUUCUAAAUACUCCAAUAACGAAGAAUGUGAUGAUGGGAAUAAAAUUUGAUGGUGAUGGUUGUUCUAGCUCAUGUCAGAUUGAACCUUAUUGGUUUUGUAAUAACUAUCCAAAUAAACCUAGUGUUUGUUCUCCUAACACUAUUAUAAAAUUAUAAUACCUUAAUGAAACUUAAUAAAUUUAAUACAUUUAAUUAUACUUCUCAAAUAAAGUUAAAUUAAAUGAAACUAUUUUAAAUUUUACUGAUUAAAUAAAACCGUCUAUCCCUUCUAUUGAACAAGACGCAUAUGCUAUUACUAUAAAUCCUGUAGUUGAAAUUGAUUAGACUGUUCUACUUGAUGUUAGCUAUGAAUUUGAAAUUAAAUUCUUCGAGCCUAUUACAGCAACAACUCUUUUCCUAGCUGUCCAAAUAGAUGCUAAUUUAGAGGACCAAAACCAAAUGUUGGUUAAUACUUCAAUCUAAACUAUUAAUUUAUAAUUACCCAAAAUCUUGAACAAAAAUUAGUUAUAAACUGCCAAUAACUUUCAAGCUCUUGGUAAUUAUAUGAUGAUUGGAUUAGCUAGCAGCAGUGUCUUUUUAUUCUUUUUUGGAAAUCCUAGUUAAUGCUUGGAAAUUUUAGAUACUUUGCAAUUUUAAUCAUAUCUGAAAUUCAUAAAUGUUCAAUUUCCAUAAAACAUUCAAAUAUAUUUUGAAUCUUCAAAAUUUGUAACUGUUAGUCCUGUCUUGGUAAAGUUACAAGUGCAUGAUUUUUUAGAAUAAUUAAUUGGAUAUGAAUAGUUAGACAGUAUAGGUAAGUUUUUUGAAUAUCAAUUAAACGCAGAUUUGUUAGUUAAUAUUUAUGGGCAAUUAAUUCAAAUAGGGUCUCUGAUUGUUUUGUAUAUUAUUGUAAAAUGCUAUUAAAAAAUUAUCUAUUCACAUUGCUUUGGCAUCAAAUAUAUAUAUUAUUUUAGACUCCUUAAUCAUAGAGUAGCUUAAUUUUUUGGAAUUAAAUUUUAUUACAUUAAUAAAUAUAUAUGUAAAAUAGGUGAUAUCUUUACUGGAGUAGGAUUAAUUCAAUUAUACCAUGCUAAUAGCUGGGAUCUAUUAUUUAAAAUUUUAAUGUAUUUAGCUUCCAGUCAUUAGUUAGGAUUAAGAAAAAUCAUUUCUCAUACUAUUUCAAUUGCAUAUCUGGUGUCCAUAAUUAUCAUUUUAAGCAAACAUUUCAGAAGUUAGAGUAAAUAAAUUAGAUUAAAAGAUCUAAGAAUCACAUAGCAUGAAGACAUUAUUUUACUCAAAAAACUCCUUUUUUUAGUAGUUCUUAUUAUUUUGCAAAGUUACCCUCUCAUACAAUGCUUGCUAUUAACAUGUGUAUUAUUUUGGUAUCUUGGAUCACUAAUUAGUACUCAAUUCACUUCAAGUAAACUCGAUUUACUGAUAAUUAUUUGGAUGGAAGGACCAGUAAUGAUCUUUACAUUAUCUUGUAUAAUUUAUUGCCCUGACUUUUCAAAGCAUUUUUCGACUGAUCAAUAAAUAAAUGCGGGGUUUAUAUAAAUAAGUUUCUUGAUACUAGCUUUGGCCUCUCCCUUAGCGAGGUGCGGUUAUUAAUUUUAUCUUAAAGUCAAAACAUACUGUUUGAAAAGAAUGUAGAUGAGGAAACCAAUUGUAAUGAAUGUUAGAAAUAUAUUUUUAAUAAUUGAAAAUAAUUGA